Molecule: messenger RNA, 399 nt
Organism: Rhopalosiphum maidis (corn leaf aphid)
Lineage: Eukaryota; Metazoa; Arthropoda; Insecta; Hemiptera; Aphididae
Product: protein ANTAGONIST OF LIKE HETEROCHROMATIN PROTEIN 1-like
Exons: 2
Coding region: 1-399 (132 amino acids)
Source: RefSeq, a predicted model, not a curated record
AUGAGGAUGGCGAUUCCGUCGAAAAUAAAACUGGAAAUAACUUUACGUUAUUUAGCUACUGGGGAUUCAUUUAAGUCUUUACAAUAUCUUUUUCGCGUUUCUGAAUGUACAAUUUCAGUAUUUUUACCCGAUGUACUUACUGCGAUUUCUCAAGUGUUGGAACCAUUUAUUAAGGUGCCUGCGACUGCUGAUGAAUGGGGGAAAAUAAAGGAUACAUUUUUUCAUCGUUGGAAUUUUCCAAUGUGUUGUGGUGCAAUCGACGGAAAACAUGUGAUAAUUAAACGACCUCCUGGUUCUGGCUCAUCAUUUUAUAAUUAUAAAAAAACCUAUAGUGUUAUAUUGUUUGCAAUGGUUGACGGUGAUUAUUUAUUGUUUUACAUACAUCGAUAUAGGAGCUAA